AUGUAUUUGAUAGUUCCUAAAAAUAACAGCCUUAUAUAUGUCGAUGUAUCUUAUUCAAAUACAAAUCUUGCCAUACUUAUUCUUCAAAUUCGACUGGAAACAUUUAUUUCUAAUGGUGGAGAUUAUUCAUUUGCAUGGAAUCAAUUAAAACGUUCUCCGUAUAACACUCUAAAAAAGAUUGUAUGGAAAAAAGCUGACCUAGAUAUUGCCAUAAGACUAUACGGAAACCAGUUCUUCAAAGAUACUAGAUCUAUCGAGUAUAUGGAUAUAUCUGAAAAUGAUAUUUGGUAUUUUCCGGACGACUUAUUAAAUCCAAUGCCAAACUUGACAUAUCUCUAUUUUAGUAAAAAUUCAUUUCAGUCUAUUCCGGUACAACUGAGCGAACAUAACAAGGUAAAAAUGCUGGACGUAAGGAAGAAUCGAUUAACAAGUGUGAGCUCAGCUAUCAGAGACUGGGCAGAUAAGAUGCAAGAACUGCAUGGAAUGACGUUAAAGAUCACUGAUAAUGCAUUUGAGUGCAAUUGUGACACUAUAGACUUUAUAAGGUGGAUUCAGACUACAAAAGUCAAUCUUGACAGCCGAUCAUAUAAAUGUCAAUUGUCUAACGGCACAAUUAUCGAUACACUUAUAGCGUACAACUCUUUAUAUGACUUGUUUGCAGACUGUAAGAAUACUAUGUGGUUAACUUUUGCAUCAACAUUAUUAUCUACAACCAUAACGAUCUCAAUGUUACUUUUAGCCUAUCACAAGAGAUGGAAAAUCAUCUUCUCUAUAUAUGGAGUAAUUCGCCGUGUUGUUGAGCACAAAGUCUGGAGAAUUUACAAAUAUGACGUGUAUAUAUCAUAUGAAGGAGAUAUUGUCAUUUGGAUUAAAAAUGUACUAAUACCAAAACUUGAAGAGGAAUGGGGGCUGACAAUGUGUAUAAAAGAUAGAGAUUUUUUACCUGGACCGAGUCAAGCAGACAACGAGGCAGAGAGCAUUCAAAACAGCAGGUCAAUUAUAUUUCUGAUCACGCCCGAAUUCCUAUCGUCACAUGAUUACAUGUUCGAACUUGACAGGGCAAAAUAUGAAAGAAUUACAAAAAAUCUGGAGCGUAUCAUUAUUAUUACAAAAGAUAUAACAAUUACUGAUAUUCCUGUAGAGUUUUCGUACAUUUGGAACUAUGCAUUUAUUAUACAAUGGCCGAAAAGUCUAGAGGACUUGGAUGGUACUUGGAGGAAACUGAGGAUGUUGCUUACAGAUGGCUUGAUUACAAACAUUUAA
This is a messenger RNA of Mytilus trossulus (common blue mussel), 1263 nucleotides long. Its product is annotated as toll-like receptor 4. Gene Ontology annotation, molecular function: protein binding; transmembrane signaling receptor activity. The transcript has a single exon. The record is from RefSeq and is a predicted model, not a curated record. Gene Ontology annotation, biological process: inflammatory response; toll-like receptor signaling pathway; immune response. Gene Ontology annotation, cellular component: plasma membrane. NCBI's taxonomy places the organism in Eukaryota, Metazoa, Mollusca, Bivalvia, Mytilida, Mytilidae. The coding region runs from base 1 to 1263 and encodes 420 amino acids.